CAGUUCUUCAAAAGAUCUAUCAGAUUAUGGAGUGAAUGGUUUGAUCAAUGAAUAUUCGAUUCUUUCUUCAAUAUGGAAUCAAUUGACAACAAUUCUUCUCUAGUAUGUAUACAGGUUUAUCCUUCAUCUUUUCUGAAGUUUCGAUAGAAGGAUUCCUCUACUAACGUAAGACAAUCAACUCCAUUCGUUAGAACAGCUUCCAUCGAGUCUCUGCACCUAUCCUUUUUGAUUUUCGCUUUCUGAACCUUUGUUUGUUUUCGGAAAACGUGAUUUGGCUCAGGAUUGCCCAUUUUUAUUAAUUCCAGGGUUUCUCUGAAUUUGAAAGUUAUCACUUAGUAAGUUUCCAUACCAAGGCUCAAUCCAAUUAAGUCCGUAGCGUCUACCGAUUUCGCCAUAUCCCCCUUUUUGAGAUGAAAAUCUCAUUGUGAUCUCGUUCCCCUUUUUCUUUCAUUUAUACCGGAACCGUUGAAUUCAUUAGAUAGAUGCCGAUUACUGUCUCGAAAAAGUGUUUUCUCCUCUUUGUCUUUGAUUUCUUGUCUAUCUUCUUUCAUCUUCUAUAUCUAUAGGAGGCUUAUAUUCGGUCCAAUCAAAAACGAUUUUAUCAUUUCUGUAUCGGCAAUUCAAUAUAGGUGGAUACAUACGCUAUACAUCUGCCUCUCUUCCACUCAUUUACCCAUGAAAUUUCGAAUACUUGAACGGUCGAUUCUUUUCAUAUUAAAAAAAAGAAUAUUUAAUUGUGAUAAAAAAGAAAAAUGGAAAUUCUAUAUCGCUAGAUUAAUCGUUAUCUUCUAUAAUAUUUAACAGUUAUUUGAAAUUCUAUAUUCUAUUCUUUAAUAUAUUAAUAUUCAUUAUGAAUAGCGAAUAUGAAUAGCUAAGAAUUAAAAUAGUAUAAUAGUGAAUAGCAAAGAUUCUAAGAGUUUAUUGAAUUCUUAUACAUGUCGAAUUUAUGUUAUGUGAGCCUGCUUAGCUCAGAGGUUAGAGCAUCGCAUUUGUAAUGCGAUGGUCAUCGGUUCGAUUCCGAUAGUCGGCUUUUCUCUAUUUAUUUUAUUCUAUGUUUUACAUGAUUGAUAAUGCAUCUUUGAAAUCAAAGAAUAUUGAAAAAAAAAUGUUUUCCUCUUUUGGCGAAAGCCCUUGAUUUAUUAUGUGAUAGGAAUUUCCAACUAUCUAACGAAAAGAAUCCUUUUCUUUUUCUAUAUAUAGAAUAUAAAGAUCUGGAUAUUUAUCCAACUCAUCUCAUUAUUCUUUAAUAGAAUAACUAAGUAAAUUUCGCUUUAUUUAGAAUUUAGUUCAUUUUUAGUUUAGGUUUAUUCUGUAGAAUGAAAUUUCAUCAAUAAGAAUUAAUAAUUAAAUAUAAAUAAGAAGAAGGAGUCUUUAUGUCGCGUUACCGAGGUCCUCGUUUCAAAAAAAUACGCCGCCUGGGGGCUUUACCAGGGCUAACUAAUAAAAGGCCCAGAGCUGGAAGUGAUCUUAGAAACCAAUCGCGUUCCGGGAAAAAAUCCCAAUAUCGAAUUCGCCUAGAAGAAAAACAAAAAUUGCGUUUUCAUUAUGGUCUUACAGAACGACAAUUACUUAAAUACGUUCGUAUCGCCGGAAAGGCAAAAGGGUCAACAGGUCAGGUUUUACUACAAUUACUUGAAAUGCGCCUUGAUAACAUUCUUUUUCGCUUGGGUAUGGCUCCGACUAUUCCGGGAGCUCGCCAAUUAGUUAACCAUAGACAUAUUUUAGUCAAUGGUCGUAUAGUAGAUAUACCAAGUUAUCGCUGCAAACCCCGAGAUACUAUUGCGGCGAGGGAUGAACAAAAAUCUAAAGUUCUAAUUCAAAAUUCUCUCGAUUCAUCCCCCCAUGAGGAAUUGCCAAACCAUUUGACUCUUCAACCAUUCCAAUAUAAAGGAUUAGUCAAUCAAAUAAUAGAUAGUAAAUGGGUCGGUUUGAAAAUAAAUGAAUUGCUAGUUGUAGAAUAUUAUUCUCGUCAGACUUAAACCUAACAAAAAUAAAAUCAACACUAAUAAGAAUAAGGAAGAAUAAGGGUUCGACCCAUUUUGCUCCCUUUCGGCGAAGUAAAUUAACCUAAGGUUAAGAUAAAUAAGGGUUUGAUCCGGAUUUUUCUUCCAUUUAGGUAUCAUAGACCGAGAGGGAGAUUUUCA
Molecule: messenger RNA, 2144 nt
Organism: Lactuca sativa (garden lettuce)
Lineage: Eukaryota; Viridiplantae; Streptophyta; Magnoliopsida; Asterales; Asteraceae
Source: RefSeq, a predicted model, not a curated record